GGGGCAAUGUCAGAAUCAGGACUAAAGCCGUCAAAUGUCAAAGCUAUGUGGGCGUGAAGUGGUUAAAUAAUAUUUUCAAAAAUAAUAUGUAUUUGUUAAAAUAUGAAUUAAUUGUAAGUUUUGUUAUCAUUUUUAUGCUCAAAGAUAUUUCAGCUAUUAAACACAUAGAGGCAAAUCCAGAUGCGAAACGACUCUAUGACGAUUUACUUAGCAAUUACAAUCGACUCAUUAGACCAGUUAUAAACCAUACAGAAACUCUAACUGUAUGGCUUGGUUUGAAAUUAUCACAAUUGAUAGAAAUGAAUCUAAAAAAUCAAAUAAUGACGACGAAUUUGUGGGUUGUACAGAAAUGGUACGAUUACAAAUUGAGAUGGGAUCCUCAAGAAUAUGGUGGAGUAGAGAUGUUGUAUGUCCCUUCUGAACAUAUUUGGCUUCCUGAUAUCGUACUUUUCAAUAAUGCGGACGGUAAUUACGAAGUAACUCUAAUGACUAAAGCUACUUUAUCUUAUACGGGGGAAGUUAUAUGGAAACCUCCUUCUAUAUAUAAAUCUUCUUGUGAAAUAAACGUCCAGUAUUUUCCUUUUGACGAGCAAAGUUGUCUCAUGAAAUUCGGAUCCUGGACUUAUAAUGGUUUACAAGUAGAUCUAAAACACAUGGAUCAACAACCAGGUAGCAACAUAGUAAAAGUUGGAAUCGAUCUAUCUGAAUUCUAUUUAUCUGUUGAAUGGGAUAUUUUAGCAGUACCGGCAACAAGAAACGAAGAAUACUAUCCGUGUUGUGCGGAACCUUAUUCAGAUAUUACUUUCAAGAUAACGAUGCGGAGAAAAACUUUAUUUUAUACGGUGAAUCUUAUUAUACCCUGCGUCGGUAUUACAUUUCUUACUGUACUCGUAUUUUACUUACCCUCCGAUUCAGGAGAAAAAGUUACUUUGUGCGUAUCGAUACUUAUAUCACUCACCGUAUUUUUUCUUCUUCUCGCCGAAAUUAUCCCGCCUACGUCAUUGGCGGUACCUCUUUUAGGGAAAUAUCUACUUUUUACGAUGAUUUUAGUAACUUCCUCUAUAUGGGUGACUGUGUGCGUUCUCAACGUUCACUUCAGAUCUCCAUCAACGCAUAAAAUGUCGCCGAUGUUUAGAAAAAUAUUUUUACAUUUUAUGCCGAAAUUAUUAAUUAUGAGAAGAACUACGUAUUCGAUACCGGAAUACGAUGAUACACAACCGCCUAGAGGUUAUACAAAUGAAAUGGAUAUACAAAUUAAUAUGGGGGAACCGUUUACAACCGAUUUUAAAAUAACAACUACAGAACCUAGUUUCGUACUCCAAAACACUGAUGACGGAAAAAUGAAAGCUCACUCAUCCAUGACCGAUUCUUCGAAUAUAACACCUAAAGUUCUGUCUGCCAACGUUUUAGCAGCUUUAGAAGGGGUCAGAUUCAUUGCUCAACAUAUCAGAGAUGCUGAUAAAGAUAACGAAAUUGUUGAAGAUUGGAAAUUCGUAUCUAUGGUUCUAGAUAGGUUUUUCUUAUGGGUAUUUACGCUUGCUUGUAUUGGAGGAACGUGUGGUAUAAUAUUCCAAGCCCCCUCCCUUUACGACACCAGGGUUCCCGUGGAUCAAAAACUCAGUGGAAUACCAUUGUCCAAAUUAUUUCAACGGCCUCCAAAUUUUUAAUUACUCUGAUACAGGGUGUACUGCCAUUUUUUAUGAUUAAAUUAACGCACUAUUAACGUAUACAGUUUUAGUAGUAAAUUUUAUCCAUUUAUCUAAUUAAAAGAUAUGACAUAGUUUAUAAUAAUUAUAAAAAUAUUUUUAACAUUAAAAAACUUCAUGCACUUAUAAUGAGUACUUCAAAUUGAUUUUUAUAUGUAUGGAGAAGUUUGUUAUUGAAAUGCUGAAAACGAAUUUAUGGUGUUGAAUUUCCACCAUUUUUUCUUCAAGUUUUUAUUGUUAACAUAAUUUUAUAUUGUUAUUUCUCAGUACAGAAAUAAAACAAUUGAGCCUUGUAUAUGAUUAUCUCGUUUCGAAUAAAAAAUCGUAAUAUUUAAA
Messenger RNA from Diorhabda sublineata, 2042 nucleotides. It is a transcript of the gene nAChRbeta2, whose product is annotated as acetylcholine receptor subunit beta-like 2. Gene Ontology annotation, cellular component: synapse; postsynaptic membrane; neuron projection. The record is from RefSeq and is a predicted model, not a curated record. The transcript is spliced from 10 exons. Gene Ontology annotation, biological process: nervous system process; chemical synaptic transmission; signal transduction. Gene Ontology annotation, molecular function: acetylcholine-gated monoatomic cation-selective channel activity; transmembrane signaling receptor activity. Bases 87 to 1667 code for a protein of 526 amino acids. NCBI's taxonomy places the organism in Eukaryota, Metazoa, Arthropoda, Insecta, Coleoptera, Chrysomelidae.